AUGGUUUCAGCUUUCACGGGUAUAGAUGAACCUAUUCAAAGAGGGGGGACGUAUUAUGGCGAAGAUGUUUCAGUUGAAACGGAUGAGCUUUGGGCCCUUAUUGACGUUCCCGAAUAUUCGAUUAGCUCCUUUAUGAACAGUGGACUUUCGUUCUUCCAUACGAACUUUCGAAAUUUACGCUUUCUUUACUUGGCUGGAGAUAUUCAAAAUUAUGGAAAUUACCAUAUUAACACCCACCAUACAUUAACUGAUAAUCUAUUUUACAUAGGUUUUUUGGACAAUAAAAAUCUUUUUACGUUAUGGACAAGUAGCUACUUCAACUCGGUAGUACGUUUUUUAAGGGGUCUACAUAAUGAGAAGAAGAUUAUUCAUGUUGUAACUGACGUUAACCAAUACAACAAAGGGAGACUUGACGUGCUACAAUCUUUUAAGAAUACUGGUGUAAUAUGUGUUACCAAUGUGAAAUUUUUUAUUGCUGUCGACGAAAGUAGUAACAGUGGUGGCUAUGUUGUGCUUACGGAUUCAAUUCUUGACUUGAUUCAGGUAUCUAGUUGGAAAUCAUCAGUUUGCUUCAACUCUGGUCAUUCGACGCUUGUCGUUAACUAUCCAAAAAUUCUUCCUGUCAUUAAUUUAUUUCAAUUUGGCGGUGGAGAUUGUAUCGAAGCUAUGCUCGAUGAUCCUGGAAAUACGGAUAUCGACUAUCAAAAUUCAGAACUAAGAAUAGUUGCCAAGCUGUUUGUUGUUGACGGAUUUAAGGCAAAGCGUGCCCCUCAAAUUUAUUAUCGCUUUCACAUUGGUGAGUUUUACGACAAGUCUAUGUUUGACGUAGAAAAUACAAAUUACGGAGUUCGUGUUUGUUAUUACCUACCUGGUCCAAAUAUCCCCUGUCCUGAAUCUUGCGAUUCUGAGAUUCCUGAUCAUAUCCCUCCCCAAGAUCCAGUUGUUGUUACUUCAACAGAAAAAGAGGGCCCGACCGUCAUACUUACAAUUACAACCACUGACGAACAUUGGACUACCAUUACUUUCACCGUUGAACCUUCUGAUACAACUACUGAAUUGACUACUGAAACCCUCGAAGAGACCACUACUGAGGUACCACCGCUGAGAGCACAACUGAAACACUGGAAGGGCCAAGAGAUAUCCCCUGAGACAACCCCUGAGACCACUCCAGGGACGAAAACUGAAACUCCUGAAGAGACCACUACUGUGAACCCACGAGUAAGACAACUCCUGAGACAACUCCUGACUCCUGAGACGACUCCUGAGACAACUCCUGCUACUGCCCCAGAAACACCAUCCGGAACUGAUCCAGGAAGUACUCAAGAUACAACCUCCGAAACAACUCCUGACACUACCAAUGAGACCACCACAUCAACUGGCCAAGAAUCAACCUCAGAGCCAUCUUCGGUACCAUCUCCAGUAUCAUCUCCAGAUACAUCAUCUGUACCUUCUCCAGAACCAACACCUGUUCCAUCUGUGGAUUCAUCUUUGGUUCCAUCUUCAGUACCAUCGCCUAUUCCAUCUCCAAUGCCAUCUCCAGAGCCAUCUCCAGAAUCAUCACUGGUCUCGCCUACUGGCUCAUCUACUACCCCAAGUCCUUACCCUUCUCGUAGUACCACAGAAACGACACAAACAACUCCUACGACCCGUACACCUAUUGCCACGGCUACAACAAAGACUCCAUUAAGUACGUCCACAACUUCAAUUAUUCAUACAACCGAUACCACAAUUCCAAGCUUUGUUACUGUAACUAGUGGAAUGGCCUCAACAGAUGUCACGAUUACAACUUCAGCCAUAACCGUCGUACCAGCUGUUCCAUUUACCCUGGAUGAUCCAAACGUAAAUACCCACUCAACCGAUGGUACUCGUUCUACAGAGACAAUUGCUGUGUUUGUUACCCCUACAACAGCCCAUGGUCAAACUCCAUACGUUACUACAACUGCAAUUCACCUCGAUGGUACUCCACCUGCCGGUACAGCAGUCGUAGUUCCCCCCCUGGGAAAUGUGAGAAGUGACGCCGAUACUGCUACUGAUUCGAAUGGACAAAACGUCACUGUUUAUUUCACGAUUACUGAUUCUGGAAAUACUGCCGAGCCUUAUAUUCCAACUACUGUUGCCUCUCAAGUUACCAGUACGCCGGGUCCAAUUGUCGGUCCUAUUAUUCCGGUUGCUGGGGGGUCUGCUGGAUUAUUUUCUUCCAUUUCCUUGGCAAACUGUUUGCUUGCUUUGUUUAGUUUGAUUUUGUUUUCUUGA
Messenger RNA from Hemisphaericaspora subhashii, 2253 nucleotides. RefSeq lists its product as uncharacterized. The transcript has 2 exons. The coding region runs from base 1 to 2253 and encodes 750 amino acids. The record is from RefSeq and is a predicted model, not a curated record. Lineage: Eukaryota; Fungi; Ascomycota; Pichiomycetes; Serinales; Debaryomycetaceae.